AUGAUGACCAACGUAACCUUUCUGCGUUUUCGGGCGGGCAGGCGAGUCGGCGAGCUUUCAGACCCCUUCCAAGCGGGCGGGCGGCGCACGCGCAGACAUCAGUGCCUACGCGACGUUUCUCGCGGCAACAUGUCUCCCAUGUGGAUCGUGCUCGCAAUACUUCCAAUACUCGGGGGAGCUGAAAGAUUUAACUGUCGGGGACGCAUCCUAGGAGCGUAUUAUGCUGACGCAAAAUCUGGAUGUAAAGCGUUCCACGUCUGUGUGAGAGUGGCUGGAGGCGGCAUCCGUGACUUCAGGUUUUUCUGUCCUCCCGGUACUUUGUUCCAUCAAGAAGCACAAACGUGCACUGACUGGGGAGACGACGAUCCUCUCGCCUGUCCUGCCGAUAUCUACGAUGGUCAGUUUGAUCUCUACAAGAUCGGAUCUGGAUUCGACACCAAGAAAGUAUCGUCUUCUGGAAAUCGAGAAGAGGAAGCUGAAUUUAAUCUUCAGAGAGCUGAAACCGGUGAUCAACGUCUUUCACAAAAUACUAAUGGCGGCGGGUCUGAUCUACGAGCAGCACAUUCUUCCGACUUUUUCACUGGACAACGUGAUAGGGGACGUGAUGAACCAGUAGUGCAAACUCAGUCACCAGCAUAUAACUCAGCGACCAGACAAUCUUUCAGGCGUAUACCUACAACACGCGCACCUACAACACGUAUUCCUUAUAUAACUACACAAAAUACUAUUCCUCCUUCCUCAUCUCCCCCACAAGCAUCAGGUCCCGCACAGUAUGACCAUUCGAAACGUAAACUUGUUAGAAAACGUCCAGUUCAUAAUCCGACCUCCCCUCCAACUACACCUGCUCAAACUUUCCCCCCUCAAGCUUUCUCUGAACAAUCACAAAAUUUUAAUCGCAAAAAUCUCCCACAGACUAAAGUGAAUCCUACAACUAUUAAUGUUCCCGCUCAAUAUAGGGAUGAGUACGUAGAAGUAAGUAAAGUCACUCCAAAACCGAACAACAAUAAAUACUUCCAAAGUAAACCCAGUCCGACUCCAUUCUCUCAAACAACUCAAGCUCCUGCGACAAAGAAGGAAGGUUUUGUUGAAGUAUAUAACUAUGACACUCAAACAGCUAUUGAUUUCAGUAAAAAUAAUGAUAAUCGUCCAUUUAAGGUAAGAAAUAGCUUUAGCGUACAAUCAGACACUCCAAGAGAAUCAGAUUUUUCUCGAAUCAGAAACAAUAACAACAAAGGUUUCACAACAUCUACCACUGACUAUAAUGCUGUACGUGGAACAAGUACUUCAGCAAACUAUAGAAAUUUUAAUAGCGUUUCAUAUGAACCAGAGAAAAAUAACUUUGGUUCAUUUCCUGCCGCUAAACAGAGUUAUUUUAAUAAUCCCACAACAACUCCUCCUACUACCACUAUAUAUACUACCACCCGUGUUGAUCCACCAUCCAAUUUAAAUACAGUAGCAUAUAAUACUAAUAUAGGUUUUAAUACGCAAUCUUCGAACUAUGCAGAAAGUAUAGAAGACGAUGGACAAUAUCGACCACCUCAGGGUGAGGACGACGGUCAAUAUAGACCAGAGUUGUACGAACGUGAAUCAGAGUUGCUUUCAGGAGCUCAUUCUUUAAAUAUUGCUGCUAGUGGAAAUAGAUUACCCGAAGAACAAAAACAAAACAAAAAGCUUUCCCAGAAGCAAUAUAACAAUAAAGCAGCCGUUCCACGACCUUUUAGACCUGCUUCAACACCAUCUUCCACACCUGCACCUGAAUAUUACUCAACUACAUUUAGGCAGACUGAACAACCAACGCAAAGAACAUUUGACUACUAUCAAACAUACACAACUACAUCCCGGCCAUAUGAAUCGCCUUCUGCGCAAGCUUACACUUUCCCCCCAGUAAGAGCUACCAGCACAUCAGUUCCUAGAACUACUGAACUAUUCCAACCUCGAGAAACUGUGCCACCAACGUCACUUCCCUCAUCUCAAUUAUCUCGAUCUACUCGACCUCCUCAUUUCUCAAAGCCAAGCAAUAUUAAGGAAGAUACAAGUUACGACUAUGCUUAUUACGAUUCCGAUCCAGGAUUUUCAGAAUAUGAUCAUAUAGAAGAAUUCGGUAGAACUAAAACUAAGCUA
This is a messenger RNA of Brenthis ino (lesser marbled fritillary), 2121 nucleotides long. Lineage: Eukaryota; Metazoa; Arthropoda; Insecta; Lepidoptera; Nymphalidae. The record is from the annotation of a GenBank genome assembly.